AUGGAUAAAGUACCUUUCAAAGUAAAGGCACUCUACGAGUAUAAGUCUGAGCAUGAGGAUGACUUGAAUUUCGCUCCCGGUACGGUUAUUACCGUGACCGAGGUGGAGGACGACGAAUGGUACUCCGGUUAUCACGGUGCCGAAAGCGGGAUGUUCCCAAAGAACUUUGUUGAGCUUAUUAAGGAAGAGCCCGCUACUCCGGCUGUACCAAAGCACCCAGAACCUGCAAAACAGGAACCACCAGUUGCCAAGGAGCCAGAGAUCAAGGAACACCAGACAGAGCCAAUUGAGAAGAAAGAAGUUCCUAAACCAGCAGUUUUCCCCGGCCCUGGUCUGCAAAGAGAUGACCCAUACGCUGUGAAGAAACAAUUCGCAGGGGCAGGCAAAUCGUCCUAUGUUCCUCAGGUCAAGCCAAGAGACCAGUCGAACAUUGUGGGACACGCUCAUCACGACGUGGCUAAGAAUGCUGAAGUUGUGAGAGAGCACGACAAACAACCUGAAGAGGAGGAAGCAGACGAGCCCAAGAUGAGCUUGAAAGAGCGUAUCGCCAUGCUACAGAAGAGACAGCAGGAAGAGGCAGAAAGAGAGGCUGCUGCCUUAAAGAGAAAAGAAGAACGCAAGAAGAAAAUGGAGGAGGAAAAAGAGCGUGUGAAGCAGCAAAAGGAGGCUCAAGCGCUUUCGGCCACCAGCACUGGUGCCUCGCUAGACCGUCAUGCAUCCGAGGGAGAGGAUGUAGACUCGAUAGCCGAUAAAAGGUCAUUGGCUGAGAGCGUGCCCUCAGUUCCCGGUCAUGACGUGGGUCCCAGUAUCCAAGAGGAGGAUGAAGAGGAGACGCACCAUGCUGCAGCUGGAGCUGACGAAGAGGAGGAAGAGGAUGAAGACGAGGAUGAAGACGAGGAGGAACUCAAAAGACGCCGCUUGGUCGAGAGAAUGGCCAAGAUCUCCGGUGGUCGUAACAUGUUUGGUAUGAUGGGCAUGCCAACGCCGUUUGGUGCUCCAGCCACUUCCAAACCAAAGAAGACUAAGACCAAGUCUGUUGAUGAGACUGAGGCCUCGGAGGCUACUGAUGUGCCAGCUCCAUCCACUGAAGAGCCAGAUGUGGAGGAGGAGAAGCCUUCUGUCCCUGCUGUUCCUGCUUCUGCUGUUCCCAUUCCAGGUUUGACUCAACCUGGUGUAGCUUCGACGCCGACGGAAGAAAAGCCAUUGAAUACUGCCACUGCAGCACUCAAAAAGCCGCAACAAGAGGAUUCCUCUAUUGCUGAGUCCGACUACACUGACGAGCAGAAUGUGCCUGUCACCAAUGAAAGGAAGAAUUUCGAGCAGGUCGAGGAAAGCAAGCCCAAAUCACCCACCUUGGAGCUGUCAGAAAGUGAGCCCGAGCAAAAUGACAGAGAUGAAAGAAUUGAUCUCGGACCACGCUCAACCUACGAAGGCGAAGUCACCGGCUAUGAAGCUGACGAAGACGUUUCUGAUCGUGGUGCAGUUCCCAAGGAUUUGCUCGAAGGCAACGAGCCUCCACUGCCACUGAAACUUCCAGGUGCACCACCUAUUCCAAGUGGAUUACCACCUAGCGAGCCACCUGCUGCUGUACCAGAAUCGCCAGCUUCGCAACCUCCAACUCCUAGCACAAGGGCUCCACCACCAAUUCCUGGCUCUGCCCCACCAUCCGAACCAACCACUAGAGCGCCUCCUCCAAUUCCUGGUUCAGCUCCUCCAACUGAGCCAACAUCAAGAGCUCCACCUCCAAUUCCUGGCUCUCUUCCUCCCUCGGAAUCAGGAUCCAGAGCUCCUCCUCCAGUUCCUACCGGGGCUCACCUGGCACCACCACCAAUUCCUCUGGAGCAACCAGCACCACCUUCAACACGCCCCGAGGUGCCAUCCUCAGAGCCCCCUGUUCCUGCUCAUGCUCCACCAACACCCAGAGAUGCACCACCUACCUCCAAGCUUCCUCCUCCCCCUCCUAUUCCAACCGAGCAGCCGUUAGGUCAAGAUGCCGCACAAGAGUCGUCGGAUGAUGAAAGCGAAUUUAGAGACACUGUUCCGGAACAGUCCAGGGCUCCGGAGAGAGUGCAAACGUUUUCACACACACCCUCUGUCCCACAAGUGCCGAUUUCAAGAGCCAACACAACAGAUUCUACAAGACGGUCAUUUGAAUCCCACAAGAGGAAAUCGUCUGAUUUGUCUCGUCUGAGAUCCAUAGGAAAGGCUGAGCAGCUCCAGGCCGAUACUUACUUGCCAGUUUUGCAAGACGAACUCAAUGAGGCUAACGAAAGCUCUGGCUGGUGGAUUAAAGAUGCUGUACCAGAUUCUUUGGAAGCAAAUGUUGGCACCGAUUUCAUUUUUGAGGUUGACCGUCAAAAGCUCACUAAGAGAGGAGGAAGAGAGGUUGUUUUGAAGGAUUACUACAUCUUGUUCCACGAUUUGUCACAAAUCGUGUUGGAGCUUCAAUACGAAUGUGAUGAUCCAAGAACCACUCUCAGUGUCACGAAUGCCUACGUUAAGCCACCGGUUGUGAACAGAAGGGAUGUUCUCGACAGAUACCACGGUCAAUAUGGAUCGGCAGUCGUGAACGCAGCACAGGGCCUCAUCAACUCUCGUGUUAGCAAUGGUUUUGCCAACACUGUGUUCCAACAGGUUAACAAGGCAAACAAUGGCGCUUUGUUGAGCCCGAUUGGCAACAAGUCCUACGGUGUCACUGUCUACAAGAACCAGAACGGCUCGGCGACCAAGUACGACGACAUCAAGCCAGGAGAUAUCUUGUGCAUGAAGAAUGCUAAGUUCACUGCGCAUGGGCUUGGUGGCUUGAGCACAAAGACUGUGACCUACGGUGACGGAAACCAGUUUUUCAAUGGUGUCGUUGUUGAAAUUGAUCAUAAGAAAGACAAGCUUCGGGUGCUUGAUGCGGACGAUUCUGGAGCUGUGAAGAAGGAGUCGUUCAAAAUCAAUGACUUGAAGUCCGGAAGAGUGCGUGUCUUCCGUUUUGUUGACAGACAGUUUGUCGGAUGGUGA
Messenger RNA from Candidozyma pseudohaemuli, 3009 nucleotides. It is a transcript of the gene BBC1, whose product is annotated as Bbc1p. NCBI's taxonomy places the organism in Eukaryota, Fungi, Ascomycota, Pichiomycetes, Serinales, Metschnikowiaceae. The coding region runs from base 1 to 3009 and encodes 1002 amino acids. Gene Ontology annotation, molecular function: protein binding. The transcript has a single exon. The record is from RefSeq and is a predicted model, not a curated record.